Messenger RNA from Lodderomyces jiufengensis, 2016 nucleotides. RefSeq lists its product as uncharacterized. Lineage: Eukaryota; Fungi; Ascomycota; Pichiomycetes; Serinales; Debaryomycetaceae. The coding region runs from base 1 to 2016 and encodes 671 amino acids. The transcript has a single exon. The record is from RefSeq and is a predicted model, not a curated record.
AUGAGUCAAGGUGCAGAAAUAGAAUAUUCAAUUAAUUAUUCAGAUCAGAAUGUGGAAAAAAAUCCAAUUUUACCUUACUUACAUACUUUCCCAAUUAGUAAUGAGAGAUAUAAAAUUAAUGAAAUUAAUGAAAAUAAUGAAACUAUAUAUAGUGCUUUAACAACUGUGACAAAUGCCUACAAUGUGAAUAAUUAUCUACAACCAAGUCUUCAACCGGUAUAUUGUCCAAAUCCAUUAGCAAGAAUUGAAUCAUUAUAUCAUCUGUUAACAACAAAUUUAAGUAAUCCUCCAAAUUCAAUUUCUAAAGAAUAUGAUUAUACUAAAGUAAGAGCAUCAACUUCUUAUUCCAGAUCAACUUCAAUACCAGCCUUACCUUUUAGUGUUCCAACUCAAAUCAGUAAUUCACAAGAGUAUAAUUUUAUUAAUACUUGGAAUAAUGAUCAACUUAAAAAUACAUCUUUCACACAAGAUGAUACUAGUUAUUUUUUAGAUAAACAAAACGUUUUAGAGACUUAUGAGGAUGAAGAAUUGGCAUUAAGCUGGUAUAAUUAUGUAAAUCAAUAUCCUAAAAAUUCAGUUUAUGCAACAAUUGGAACAUCACCAAUAUAUACAAGAGCUAUAAACCUGGCAUCAUCAAUGAAUAAUAUAAGAUUAAAUGAAGAAAAUAUAGGAAUAUCAUCAAAAUUAGAUAGUUCAAUUUUUCCAUAUUAUUCUAAAACAAAUUCAGAAAAACUAAAUGAAUUGAAAGAAAACUUAAAUUUAGGUUCAAUAAUUGAUGCAAGUUCUCAACCUUCAAUUAAUAAUUAUGAUAAUUUAGUUGUUUCAAAUAGUUCAAGAAGUUAUACUGAAAUUUUAGGUAAUUUCAAAUUUGAAAAAUCUGAGAAAGAUCCUUUAGUUUAUGGAAAUCAAAACUUUAAUUUACCAUCUUCACCAAUUCAAAGAGUUGUAUAUCAAAAAUAUAAUUUGGAAUUUGAUGAACAAGAAAUUGGGGAAGAGUGUGAAUCACCCACAAAUUCUCAAACUACAAUAAAUGAUAGUCCCAUGAUUUACCCAAUUACCUUAAAGUUUAUCAUCCUCAAACAUAAGUUCUCAAAAAUUUGUGAAAGACCAUCAUAUUUAAGAACUUCAUCAUACAGGAGAAAACAUAAAAUCGAAAUAGAAGAAACAGAUUUUGGUGACGAUGAAGACUACGACCCUCCAUUCCAUUCAAAAAAUAAUGAUGAUCCAAAUCCACUUUCUUCAACAAAUUCAGAAAUUUAUGACAUUGGCCCAAAAGUAUUACCAAAACCAUUUACUGAACAAUUCAUAAAUUUGAAAAAAACAAAAUUUAGACCAUUAUCUGAAUUAACUGCAUUAAAAUGUUAUAAAUUACCUACCAAAAUGAUCACUAAUUAUGAUUUAGAUAACAAAUUGAACAAAAUGAAAGCAGUAAAUUUUCCAAGAAGACCCAAAACAAGUCAUGAAGAAAAUGUAAAAACAAAUACCAUUUUAUCAAUUACAUCGAAUACCAUGCCAAUCAAUGCAAUUUUGAAUUCCGAUAUAUCGACAUCAACUACAUUAACUGCUGAAACUACCUCUACGGAAAGUUCUACAACCACUUCAAAGUCCAAGUCUAAAAAAUCAAAAAAAGAUAAAAAAGAUUCAGAUUCAAAAACUGAUAGAUAUUAUUCAAGAUUAAACAUAUAUGAAUUAUCUAAAAUCCUCAACUUGGAAAAAUUCGAUAUAUCCUUAACUCGUCACAUUGAAUUAUCAGUAUUGGAAAUUUUUGGCAACUAUUGUAAUUUCAAACUUGGUCUACAAACAUGGAUAAGAGAUACAACAAGAGAAUUGAGAAUUCAACUAAUCCAAGAGUUGUAUACAUACACCAGUGUAUUUUAUCCUGAAUUAGAUCUUUUCAAAUUAGAAAUUAUUAUUAGACGUGGUUCUUAUUCAAUGAUGCAAACUAGAUUAAGAAGGGAAAGAAGAUUGAAAAGAGCUGGUAAAAAAAAAUACAAAAAGAGAAAAACAACAAAUUGA